This is a messenger RNA of Pezoporus flaviventris, 7636 nucleotides long. RefSeq names its product dpy-19 like 4 (gene DPY19L4). Gene Ontology annotation, cellular component: nuclear inner membrane. The record is from RefSeq and is a predicted model, not a curated record. The transcript has 19 exons. NCBI's taxonomy places the organism in Eukaryota, Metazoa, Chordata, Aves, Psittaciformes, Psittacidae. Bases 57 to 2348 code for a protein of 763 amino acids. Gene Ontology annotation, molecular function: mannosyltransferase activity.
AGAGCGGCAGCGGGGCAGCAGGAAGUGAGGGGCCGCUGCGCUCCGCUCGCCGUGUUAUGCUAGAGCGCUCCCGCGGCAGGGGCCGACGAGAGGCGGGCGGCAGCUGCAGGAGCGCGGGCGGGGCGGCGGCUCCCCGGAGAGAGCGGCGGGGGGUCCCGGCGGCGGGCGGCGGGGGCAGGCUGGCGAUGGAGGAAGGGGCAGCAGACCUGCGACAGAGAAAGAAGCAAAACUGCACAGAAUCUGACAAAAUGGCUCCAGAGGAGAGAAACAAAGAAAACUCAAAGCUGGGAAGGUUGCCAAAAUAUAUGUUAAUUCAGCGAUUUGCGAAACUUUUCUUUGGCUGUCUUGCGGCAGUUACUAGUGGGAUGAUGUAUGCUGUGUACCUCUCAACCUAUCACGAACGGAAAUUCUGGUUUUCCAGCAGGCAGGAACUUGAACGAGAAAUUACAUUUCAGGGUGACAGCGCCAUUUAUUACUCAUUCUAUAAAGAACUGCUAAAGGCUCCUUCCUUUGAAAGAGGUGUUUAUGAGUUGACACACAACAAUAAGACAAUAUCACUGAAGACGAUAAAUGCAGUCCAGCAAAUGACUUUGUACCCAGAGUUGAUUGCCAGUGUUUUAUAUCAAGCAUCUGGUAGCGAAGAAGUUAUUGAACCAGUGUAUUUCUACAUUGGUAUAGUUUUUGGACUGCAGGGAAUUUAUGUGACUGCAUUGUUUGUAACCAGUUGGGUUAUGAGUGGGACUUGGCUGGCAGGAAUGCUGACUGUAGCAUGGUUCAUUAUUAACAGGACAGAUACAACAAGAAUUGAUUACUCCAUACCCUCAAGGGAAAACUGGGCUUUGCCAUAUUUUGCAUGUCAAGUAGCAGCUCUCACAGGCUAUUUAAAAAAAAACCUAAAUUGUUCUGCUGAGAAGUUUUGUUACCUUUUGGUGAGUGCUUCAACAUACACCUUCGUGAUGAUGUGGGAAUACAGCCAUUAUCUCCUGUUUGUCCAGGCUGUUUCUCUUUUUCUGCUAGACAGCUUUGCCCUGGCACAGACAGAAAAGGUGCAUGAAGUAUACAAAAUCUACUUGUUUUCUCUCUGCGUGGGAUACCUCUUGCAGUUUGAAAAUUCAGCCUUACUAGUGUCACCAUUACUGAGUCUUGUAGCAGCUUUAAUGCUCUCUAAAUGCCUUCAGAUGAAUAUGAAAAAAGGUACAUUUAUGUCAAGAUUGCUGAAAAUAAUGUACAUUUAUUUGGUACUCAUGAUAACAGUGACACUAAACUUCUUACUAAAGAUGUUUGUUCCUCAUAAAGAAAACGAGCAUUUGCUGAAGUUCAUUGAAGUAAAACUUGGCUUAAACACAACUAAGAAUUUUACAAUGAAUUGGCUCCUUUGUCAAGAAUCUCUUCAGGCACCCUCCCAAGACUUUUUUUUGCGACUAACACAGUCAUCACUGUUGCCUUUCUAUAUUUUAGUAUUAAUUAUCUGCCUUUUUUCUGUAACUCAGGUCAUUUUUAGGAGAAUUUGUGGUGAACCACUGAAAGAGACAGUUAAACUUGAGGAUGGUCGAAUUGGAGAGAGGCCAGAAAUAGUUUAUCAUGUAAUUCACACAAUUUUACUUGGUUGUCUAGCGAUGUGUUUGGAAGGAAUGAAGUAUUUAUGGACGCCGUAUGUUUGCAUGCUUGCUGCAUUUGGUGUGUGCUCUCCUGAACUUUGGAUGACACUUUUCAAGUGGCUUCGACUGAAAGCUGUCCACCCAAUAUUGCUGGCUCUUAUUCUGAGUAUGGCAGUUCCCACAAUAAUUGGAUUCAGCUUGUGGAAAGAGUUUUUCCCUAGGAUAAUGACAGAGCUUUCAGAACUACAAGAAUUCUAUGAUCCUGAUACAGUAGAACUUAUGACAUGGAUAAAGCGACAGGCUCCUGUGGCUGCUGUGUUUGCAGGCAGCCCACAGUUGAUGGGCGUGAUUAAGCUCUGUACCGGAUGGAUGGUGUCAAGCUUGCCUUUGUAUAAUGAUGCUGAUCUGCUGAAAAGAAAUGAAAAUAUUUAUCAGAUCUAUUCAAAGAGGUCAGCAGAGGAUAUUUAUAAGAUACUCACAUCUUACAAAGCCAAUUUUCUGAUUAUUGAAGAUUCAAUUUGCAAUGAAGUGGGACCUGUAAGAGGAUGUAGAGUUAAAGAUCUGUUGGACAUUGCUAAUGGUCAUGUGGUUUGUGAGGAAGGAGACAGCUAUGCCGACUCAAAAUAUGGACGAUUUUGUCAUGAAAUCAAAAUGAAUUAUUCUCCAUAUGUUAAUUAUUUUACUCGAGUAUACUGGAAUAGAUCCUACUUUGUAUAUAAAAUCAACACUGUGAUAUCCUUCCAGUCAUGAAAAAGCAUGCAGGCUUCUUUCUGAGGAUUGAUUGAGAAUGGAAUUCGGUUGGAAGAGUACCUUUUGAUCAAGGGAGUUAUUUUUGCAGAUACAUGUGCAUAUAUGCAGUGUAUUGACAACUUUAUUUUACCAAACUGGAGUUCUUUGAACUGCAGAUCAGCAGACACAGAUAUCAUCCUUGAAGGAAACAGGAAAACUUGUCAAUUUUACAGUCUCUGCAAAGUGUGACAGUCUUCCAGGUUUUUGCAUUUUCUUUGCAUUAUAAAUCAUCUUCAUGUAAAUGAGAUUUCUAACUUUAGUGUUAGAGAGCUGAUGUGGAUAGACUUCAGUAAAUGCAGAAAAGUUAUUUAAAGAGCUCAUUUAAGAUGUACAGCUUUUAUUUUCUAGUAAGAAAGCAGUCGGUAUCCUGAGUCUUUUCAAGUAAGUGUUUUGGGGUUUUUGGUUUUUUAAUUCUUCCACUGUAAGCAUUUCUGUGUUUAUCAAACACACAUUCAUGCAUUGUAUGUGUAGCUGUCGUGUUUAUAUAAAUCAAAUAAGGAAGAUUUUAUUUAAACUGCACUUCCUUAGAUUAAGGCACUGAUCUUUACAUUGUUAGAGACAUGUAGAAGACAUGGUGGAAGUGCUUGGACUUAUACCUAGCAGUAGGAGUUGACCAGGUCAGAUAUUCAGUAUGGAAAGAACUUGUCUUCAGGAUUUUUCCAUGCUUAAGUGUGUAUGUAUGUAUGCAUAUGUGUGUCUCAGCAGCUAUAAGAAUGGGCCAGUAUAGAACAGUAUGCCAUACUUGCUUUUAGACAAGUGUAGGAGGACAACUAGGUUUGCUACUGAGACUUCUGCACUUCUGUUUCACCCCCUCUGCCUGCGUGCUGGCACCUGUGUGUGUGUGUGUGUGUGUGUGUGUGUGUGUGUGUGUGUGCGCGUAGGGAUGGGUGAUACUCAUUUCAUUCAACUUACUAUGUUAUAACUACAUAAGAUAUUGCUGUAACUAUGACUUAAAACACUAUAAUCACCACCAUUAAUACAUAAUGGUACAGUUUUUCAUAGCUAUUUUUAUACCAAUUAUGCAACUACACUGAGAUCUUCUAAAAUUUGGGAAAGUACUCUGUAAUCUUGUUUCCCUCUAAAAUUUGUCUUCCUCAUAUGACUCCCUUUGCAUCUACAACUAUUUUUCUUAACAUAUUAUGUGUUCAUCAUGUUUCUUGCUGGCUGAUAUGCUUUCAAGAGAAAAUGAUGCUUUAAUUACAACUCUAGGCCUAAUCCUCAUGUUGUAAGUGGAAAAUCCACUAAAAGGUAACAAUAGCUUUGUUUACAUAGGUGUAGCUGGACAAAAAGCCAGGACAUAAGUUUUGGAAGAGGUUAUUCACCUACUAGGAAUUACCUGCAGUUAUGGAUUCAUGUAACACCUGGCCCAGAGACCAGUCUGUCAAACAUGUGCAAAUGUUUCUUUGGAGCCCAGAUGUCUGUAGUCAAGGGUCUGGCACAAUAGGAUGAUGAACGAUCUGCAAACCAUUCUGCAAAGGAAAGCUGCAAAAUUAUCCUUGCCACACUUGUUGAUGAAAGGCAAACUCAGAGAUUUUAACUCUGAAAUUAUUAGGAACUGCAGCAUGUUGGUGAUGUGGGUGAUUCUUUUCUGCUCUAUGCAGAUGCAUUUGCUUACUUUACACUAACAGGUAGUGCUGAGAUGUUUUAAAACCUGUUAUCACUAUUGGAGUGAUAUAAAAGAAAAACCUUUAUUGUUAUCAAAGUCAACAUGUCUGUAAUCUGUUUUCUACAUUCAGUUAUAUUUUUAGGCCUCUGAGUCUUGAAAAGAUGUUAAAUUAUGUAUUUUAUUGGAAACCAAUGAUCAGGUAAAUCCACAGAAUAUACUGGGAUAGUCAUUGAGAGAGACCUUCAUCAGUAUAACUGAGUUACAAAUUAAAAGUAAAUAUCCUUUCUCGGGAUGCAGUCGUGUUGAGGACAGUGUGUAUGUGUGUCUGUAGCCAAAUGCAGUCUGCAUUUGUUUGCUUACGGACAAGUGCAUAUGUUUUACUGAACUGGACUUUUCAAUUACCAUAUAAGAACAGAAGGUAUGGCAGGCCUGCAGGAGCCUUCUCUCUGUGUGCUAGUAUGGAAGUAAAUGUAGUAUUUGAAAGUAAGAUUAGCGUUCCUUAUACAGUUUUAAGUUUGUUUGAAUUGCUGUUACAUGUCUGUGUGUCAGUCACUUGCUCGCCUGAAGUUAAUCAUUCAUGAAUACCAUUUCAUAACAGCAAUAAGGCAUUCCAGGUAGCAAACUUCAGGGUUACAACUGCUCUUGGGUGGAUGAAGUCGCACAGUUUACGGCUUCAUGCCUUAGACUGCCAUGCCAAGAUGCAAUAUUUAACUAUCCUUGACUGCCUGUUGCUUUUUACCGCAGUACUGUAUGUAUGUGUUACCCCACAUAGUUUGACUGCUUACACGUACAGCACACAUGUUAAGAAAAAACCCACAAAAGAGGCCAUCUGUACUUGUAAAGAAAACUACCUUGUAGUGUGUUGGCCUUUCUGCACAUUUAAACAAACAUGUUGAACUUUAUUUGAACUGUGACAUAUUUUAGUUGUUAGUUUUGUCAUAGUUUUUAAGAUGUAUUCUUGAUACUUCAAUUGAUUCUGCUUUAGGAGAAUCAUUCAAGAUUUUUACCUUUUUAUAUUAGAGAAAAUUGUAUUGCAGCACAGUUGGCACAGCAACCUUAAAUAACAGAAUGAACCUUUUAUGUGGUAGAAAUGCUGCUGUUGUUCCAGUAAAAAGGGCAUCAUUUGUAAAAUGAGUGACUGGAAGAAUCAUAUCUUACUGAGAAAGAUGAGCCUGAAUUUCUUAUCCAGCUAUCGAUUAGCAAAAGUUUUACUGUCUAUUUUAAUCUCCACCUUCUGUGAAAAAUAAGCAGUAAUUUUCAGUAUAACCCUCAGACAAGAACAGAGCAUAAUUACAUCAGACUAGUACACAACCUGAGCUUGGUUUUCAGCCCUGUCUCAGGUUUAACUCCCUGGAAGGGCCGGGGGAACAUUUUACAAGUUUUGAUCUGUUUUGCUGUAGAUGUUGCAAUUCAGUUGAAACACGUGCCUUGCAAGCCUCUAUUAAAUGAACAGAAAACUCCCUUUGUGUUUCUUUUUGUGAAGAUUGUUGGUUUUGUUUUGAUUUUCUUUUUCUAAAUCUCUGACUUUCUGAUUUCUAAAGCUUCCUUUGUGUCUUAAUACCCCAGUCUCUGAGGAUGCUCCUGUAGUAAGAGGUGCAGCUGAGAUGUAUGCCAGCCAUCUAACAGCUGAUGUAAGAAUUUGCAUAGCAAUUUGUGUUGCUAUUUUGCUGGCUUAUUUCCUCCUUCACGUUUCCAGUUUCUGAUAUGCUUCAUCUUAGUAAAGGCAGAAAGAUUACCUUGAAGAAAUAAAGUGAGUAUAGUAUUUUCAGGCGCUCACCUGUCACAAUUACAGUUGCAGGUUAAAGUUUAAUCGAGCCACAGCUAAACUGAUGUGUAGUUCUGUCUUAAUCUUAAAAAAAAAUGCUCUUUCACUUCUUGAAUUACCACAUACUUGAAUUCAGUUGAUAGAUUUGCCAGGAGGUGUUUGAGAGUAAGUAAAGGCAUUUCAGAAGCUUCUUUUCCUAUUACUAGAAAAAGUACUGCUUUUAUUUCUUCCAAAGUAAAUGGAAUACAGUUUGAUACACUACAAUCUUAAAUGCAAUUUCCAUCGAGAAGGGGUAAGUAAGAGAUGCAGAAGGAAGAAAGAAGGCCAAAAGAUUUAACAGGCAUUGAAAAAUAUUCAAACUAUUUGCUCUGUGGCAUUACUGGUUACUGAAAGGUAGAAGGUUAGGGACCAAAUCUUAUUCAUACCACCUUAUUUUUACUAAGUCAUCUGCAAAUGUCCAAAUCUUAUGAUCCUUCGUAUGCUUUCCCAUGCAAUUCACAUGACUAGGAGCUGUUCAGGCAGGUUGUAGGGAUUUGUAAGCUGUCAUUGAAACUCUUCUUAAUGACUGCUGUAACUUGUAUAACCAAUCCUUUAACCAAAAAUCUAACAGAAGAAAGUGUAGGCUGUUUGUGUGGGUGCGUGGGCAUGUGUGUUCUAUUUCCAUUUAGAGAUGUCUGGUUUGCUCUUGUGUUUGGAGAUGUAAUGAGUGACUUCUGUUUUGCUAAUUGGUGGUCGAACCUAUGAAUCUCCUAAAUAUGGACUGACAGGUGGACUCUAGAGUACUGUGGUAUUAGAGAUGAAAUAAAAGCUGAGUUGAUUCCAACACAAGCAAUAUUUUAUGUGAAAUAAUACCUCAACAUAGAUCUAUAUAAUCAUGCCUUUAGUACUCUUUUAAAAACCUUAAAAAAGUGGUAAUUCUAAAACAUACAAUGUGUGUUAUUUUAAUAAUCAUUCCUACACCCUCAGUACAGCUAAAAGAAAAUACCACCUUUCUGUUGCUGCACUCUUACUAUGCCAAAUGCAGAGCUAGUGAUGCCUAAAGGUCUUCUGAACUGUUUGGUACCUCAGCUAGAUGUUUAAAUGUGUAAUUAAUCUGGCAAUGUUUUUGACUUCACAGCUAAAUGUAUGUAAUUCUGCCUUUCAAGUUAUGUUUAAGGUUACCUCUUUAUUUGAUGGAAAAGAGGUGGGUGUUUAAUGCCUUCAAACUUUGUUACUUAGUAAUGCAGAAGAAUUUCUGGUGGUGCUUUACUUGUUAAUGAUGUUUAGAAGUAGCGUAUAUGGCAUAUGGACAUAUCUAUGUGCAGCUAUUUAAUAACAACUCUAAGGAAUCUAAUUCCUUUUAUCUUAUUUGUUGUCUUGGACAGGUUUUUAUUGAAAUAAUGUAUACAUAGUAAAUAUUUUUCUCUUGUGACAGCUUUUUUUCUGUAAAAAACAAAAAAAAGGUAAUAAAAGCCAAGUUCAGAAAGUAUGGAUUGUUUGGGACACAAACUGGUUUCUUCUUUCAUUUGAGAAGUGUGAUAGCCUUUCACAAAACCAUGUAGUUCAUAAUGAAUUAACCUCAGAGGCUGCGGUAGUGAAGUGAUUUUUAUAUUCUAUCGUAUUAUUUGUAUAUGCAAUUUUCAGUCAAGUGAAGACUGUACUCAAAUACGUGUCUUGAUGGGCAGCAUCAGUACUCUUGCAGAUGUCAAGGUAUAGCAGCAUGCUCAGGCUGGAUCCAUAUGUCAUGCUGGUUUGAUGACCUCUUGAGACACACUGGCAUGAGGAUGAGCAGCAAAAUAUGAGGUGCUUCACACAGAACUAUUGAACUCUGCCUUUCUCCCUCAAGAUCCUCCCCACUGCAAGCAUGUCACCUGGAAAUAAAUUGCUAUGCAGCAUCAA